This is a messenger RNA of Pseudophryne corroboree (corroboree frog), 6105 nucleotides long. RefSeq names its product centrosome and spindle pole associated protein 1 (gene CSPP1). The record is from RefSeq and is a predicted model, not a curated record. The transcript is spliced from 33 exons. Gene Ontology annotation, cellular component: centrosome; microtubule; spindle pole. NCBI's taxonomy places the organism in Eukaryota, Metazoa, Chordata, Amphibia, Anura, Myobatrachidae. Gene Ontology annotation, biological process: positive regulation of cytokinesis. Bases 390 to 4457 code for a protein of 1355 amino acids.
ACUGGCUGAUGGCCGCUGUCCCCUCUCACUGUCACAAUGGUAUCACCCGCUGGGAGGCUUAACGCAACGGUACCGGUGGCUGUGAAGGAAGUGCGCCCCCUAAUGGCGACGUGUGCAAAAGCAGGUUUAUUCUUGUAACACAGCUGACAGUAAGCGGCGUGUGUGUAUGAUAUAAGUGGGCAGCGCUUAGUACGUGACUGAGGGGUUACUCAGGGAGAAGGGAGACAGUGAUACCCGGGCAGGAGCGGAGUCACUGAAGUAAGGCAGAGACCAUGAUGUGUGUAGUCCUCCGUGGCACAGAGGGCGCUGCGACACCGCUGAGUACAGAGUGGUGGCUGGGGGGCGGCGCCUGUCACCACAGAGACACAGCACAGCAAUAACGUCUGUGUAUGUACGCAGCGGGUACCGGGCAGCAGCAGCAGCAGCAGCUGGAGGAGACGAGGAGCGUUUCCAAAAUGGUGGAAGAAUUAGACCUUUUUAUUGAAGCUCAAAGGGCAAAGCUUGCAAAAGACAAGGCUGAACUGGAAAAGGACCCCCCAUACAUGGAAAUCAGGAGCAAGAGAUUUGAGGAUGCGCAUGAUGUAGACCAACCAAGGACCUAUGCCUCCAAGGAAAACAUCCCCCCAAACAGGCAAAUGCAAAGAGAUGCAGUAUCGAUGAAGCCAACUGGAGACAUUAGCUAUGGUCUGAGCUUGCCUCUUGGAGAAGAUUACGAGCGGAAAAAGCAUAAACUGAAGGAAGAAUUACGCCAAGAUUAUCGUAGAUACAUCAGUCAGGGAAAUGAUCAGGCCAAACGAAAGAAACAUGUGACAACUACAGGAGAGGUUAACCCAGCUACUCACGGAAUGUCACUCCCCAUUGGUGAGAGGCUGUCAGCCAAGGACAAGCUACGUCUUGAGAGAAACAGAGAAUACAACCAGUUCCUCAGGAUGAAGGAGGAGGAGCAGGACAUGGUCAGGCGAGCAGCAGCUACUGAAGCAGCACAGUAUACCCAGCGUGAUAAAACGCACAACAGAGUAAAGCCAGAGCAAUACGCACCAGCCCCUGUGUCAUAUAGAGAGCAAGAUGUUCCUAAGAGAGAUGCUUACAGCUCCAUGGAGGCCUACGAGCAGCUACUCAAUAAAAGACGAUCUGAAGCCGAGAAACAUUAUAGAAGAGAUGGCCAGACUGUAAGUGAGGAUCCGUUUGUCAGGAAGCCCGGUGUAGAAACCACUGUUUUAAAUAAAAAGCUGUGGAGAGACGUGGACACUGACGUGAUUGAUCGGCCCCACCACAAUGCCGCAGAUUGGGAGUUAGAACGAAUACCCCUCAGACUUAGUUUAGCUAAUGAUGACGAUGAAAAUGCAAGCCGUAUAUAUACAAAGAAGUACAAUACAGAUGUACAAGACAGAAGGCCGCUGAGGAAUAACCUGCCACACGAAAGAGUCUUACCUCCGCGUGGUGAUCUGGCGAGCCAUGAUUAUCAACCAGAUCAAGCCUCUUAUUUCCAGAUGGAAAGGAGUGAUCACAGGCCCGACAGAGGCAGGAGAAUUAGAGAACCUCCCGUGGAUUAUGAAGAUGAUUUCCGAGAACCAUCAAAUCGAAGACCAAUUAGUUCAAUUUCAAGGAGCAGACCAAAAAUGGAUAUCCCAGUUCAACCCCCAGAGCGCUCAAAAUCUGCAAAUGUGAAGGAUGAAAACUUUUCCACUAGCCUUUUGCUUGGUGGAGAAGAGAAAGGUGAUGCCCAGAAAAGAAGGAAAGAGAAUUAUAGACAGGAACUAAUGGAGCAAAUGGCGGAACAGCAGAGAAACAAAAGACGAGAGAAAGAACUGGAACUGAAGGUUGCAGCAUCUGGGGCAAUAGAUCCUGAGAAGCAGCCUGACAGAUUGAGACAAUUUGGGGCUAUAAAUCGCCAACAGGAAAUGACUGAUAGAAAUGUACCUUAUCGACCUGGAAUACUCCUGGACCCACAGAAGACCAGUAGGAGGGUCGAAAAUAAACCUGUAACUGAGGAGAGGGCUCCCCCCGAAAGACCAAGAGUUGCUUUCCAGACCCCUCUCCCUGAGCCAGCUCUUCCAGGAAACGGCUUUUCUGCAGCUCUCAAUGCGGCACAUGACGAAUAUCACCGGGGAUUAUCCAGCGCUCUCGGGGAAAUAGUCGCUCCCAGGCUUGCGGUUGUACCUCCACCUAACCCACCAGUCUUGGCCGACAAUUACCGGACGCCCUAUGAUGAUGCUUAUUACUACUAUGGUGCUCGAAACCCACUGGAUCCAAACCUUGCAUACUAUCCUCCAGGCAUGUUGAGUGUGCAGACUGGCCCAGGAGUUGGCAUACCUGCUAUGCAUAGCAUCCAGACUUAUCCUGAAAAUUACACUGUUGACAAUAAGCAGAAAGCAGGCGGUGGAAGAGGAGCCAGUUUAGGAGCAUUCCCAGAAGAAAGACCCCGGCAGACCCGAGAUGCUGUUCUUUCCUACCAGGAGCAGUUGGAACAACAGAUAAGGGAGACGAAUGAGAGGCGCAGAAAGGAGAAAGAAGAGCGAGAACGAAUUGACGCUAAAUUGGAAGCUGAUGUGAAGAAUUAUAAUCCCUGGGGUAAAGGAGGAGGAGGAGCUCCACUCAGAGAUACAAAGGGAAAUCUGAUCACUGACCUCAAGCGAAUGCAUAAACAGAAUGAGGAAGUGACCCAGAACCCAGAAGACAAGCGGGCAGUGUUGGCGAUGGACACCAGUCUAGCUGAUAAUACAACACCCGCUGGCAAAAUACCUGGGUUUUCAUUUGCAAAUAACUCCCAGUUUGCAAGUGGCAGUGUGAUUUCUCCAAAUGACCAACAAGUGCAACAGCAGGAAUCCUACAAGAACUUCCUACGCCAGCAGAUUGAAGAGAAAAGACGCAAAGAGGAAGAAGAGCGUGAACGAAUCCGUCUGGAAGAAGAGAGAGAAGAAAAGCGCCUUGCUGAACAGAGGGCCAAACUUCAGCAAGAGUAUUUGGAGGAGAAAAAUAAGAAGAAACUUAAGGAGGAAGAACAACAGCAAAAAAACGAGGAGCUGGUGCGCUUGGCCAGUGAGAGGCGUAAGGAAGCUGAGAGGAAGAUGAGAGAGGAGGAAGCAAAACACGAGGAGGAGCUGAAACGUUUUCACGAGAAAGAAAAAGCAGCAGCUCCUGUGGUUAUGGAACAGGAGAGGUCUCCAAGGCCGCCAUCGCCUGUGAUACCGGCAUUACAACAUAAGCUGUCUACGCGAACACAGAGACCACCGACUGCAGAGAGUGAAGUAUCCAUCGAGUCACGUGGCGAACCGCGUUCCCGGACAGUUUCUCCUCCAGUUCCCGCUAGAAGGAAUCAGCUAAGAGCUUAUGAUGAAAAGAAGAAUGUGAUCAGUGAGCUGUCUGAGCUGAGGAAGCAGCUGCGAAGUGAGCAGAGACGAUUAGAGAGUCGCUUACAAGAUGCAGAUAGAGAUGAAUCAUUGCCCUCCAUGAGCGGAAGGAAGCGGGGGAAGAACUCAGCGGAUGUUUUUGAGAUGGCCAGACAGCGGCUACAAGCUACUGUAAGAAGACCCUCAUUAAAAGGGAUAGAAAAUGUGAAUAUGCAGAACAUCAGAGAGUUCAAUGACCUUAAGUACAGGGAUACAGAUACUCGUGAAGGAGUGAGGUAUAUGUAUCCUGAUCCUCCGAAGGAUGAUCAAACACUAGAGAUCCAGCAGCAGGCGUUGCUGAGGGAGCAGCUGAGGAACCUGAAUAAGAUGAAAAGGAGAACAGCAAUGCCUGAUGAUACAGAUAAUAGUGAGGGUGUGAGGUAUAUAUAUCCUGAUCCUCAGAAAGAUGGUCAGCCACUAGAGAUCCAGCAGCAGGCAUUGCUGAGGGAGCAGCUGAAGAACCUGAAUAAGAUGAAAAGGAGAACCGUGUUACCGGAUGAUCUUGAACCAGUCCCUACGCAUGGUCUUCAACACCCUGGGAGGCUGAAGGAUCCCUUGAACACGUCUAUGCUGGAGUCAGAGAGUACUUUUAUAGGAGAAGAUGGAGAACCAUAUACUGCCAUCGCUGAGCCAUUGCCUUCAGCCAGAGAGCGCAGGAGACACAAGCACAAUGCCUUGGACUUUGAUAAUGAAAUUUCUCCUGUGCCUCCCUUACCCUUACAUCAGCCGGACCGUUUCUCCGUGAACUCGGCCUCUAGCUUCAAUGUUGAUGAACUGCAGACAAGGAACGAGGAGCGACUUAGAAGGCUAAAUAACCUCCAGAAAAGCAGAGUGAGCAUAGAUGAUUCAGAUGGCUUUGGAAAUGCAGAAGACAUCUUGCAACAGUACCCUACAAAAGCUAACGAGAGACCUCAUUCGGUGGAUACGGUGGCGACCGAACCAUGGAUGCGCCCUGGCACAUCGGAAACACUCAAAAGGUUCAUGGCUGGACAGACGAGCCAGGAUAGACUGACUAAUGACAAUGCCUUAACCUUUAACUGGCAGGGCCUGUCCACCGCGCAUGGCUAAUGGUCAGUAGUGUAAGCGGUGAUCUGAGACAUUUUAACCUUUACAUUUCCCAAAAUGAGCUAUUACUCUGUCUUUUGGGAGGACGAGAAGAAAAGCACAAUUGUUACUUUAGCAUUUCCAUCUCCUGUCUCAGAUCUCACCACUUAGCACAGACCUGACUGUGCCUUUCUGUCUUAAUAGAGGAGGUUGAAUGUUGAUCACUAAAGCACUUUCCUUUUAUUGUUGCUUAUAAUGAAUGUAGCAGAAAAAAUAUAUUUCAAAUAAAAAUGAAGUUGAUAGCUAUUUUUGUGAAGUGAGUUUCAGGAGAAAAACUAGACAAUGAACCUUUUUAAGUUUUUUCCAGAGUGUUCUGAUUUUCCGCCUUUGUUCUUGUUACCCUCUGUUGCUGCUACAGAGCAUGCACAGCUCGGAGCAGAAGCAUGACAACUGAUCCUUACUGUCCUGUAACUAGUGGGAAUGGAGUAUGUAACUGUAACAUGUAAAGUGCUCCUACAGGCACCAGAUCUGUGUGUAGACCUAUAGUAUAUCUGCUAGAGCAGCAUGUGUGAGCCAUGAGCUGUGUGCUUCUCUCUAUCUACAUCUGGGUGCUGUCUGACAACUACCUUGAUGGAGCCUAUAAGUUGUACCAUGACCGUAAUAUAGCAGUGGCAGCUAUUCUGAUUCUCAUGAACAUUAAUUCAUCCCGCAAUUUGCUAGGAGACGUAUCACAAAAGCCUUAGGUGGUCAUUCCGAGUUAAUCGCUCGCUAGCAGUUUUUAGCAACCGUGCAAACGCUAUGCCGCCGCCCACUGGGAGUGUAUUAGCAGAAGUGCGAACGAAGGGAUCGCAGAGCGGCUACAAAGUUUUUUUUUGUGCAGUUUCAGAGAAGCUCAAAACCUACUCAGCGCUUGUGAUCACUUCAGACUGUUCAGUUCCUGUUUUGACGUCACAAACACACCCUGCGUUCGCCCAGCCACGCCUGCGUUUUUCCGAACACUCCAUGAAAACGGCCAGUUGACACCCAGAAACGCCCACUUCAUGUCAAUCACUCUGCGGCCACCAGCGACUGAAAUGCAUCGCUAUACCCUGUGUGAAACUACAUCGUUCGUUGUAAUAGUACGACGCACGUGCGCAUUGCGCCGCAUGUGCAGAAGUGCCGAUUUUUAGCUUCAUCGCUGCACAGCGAACAAAUGCAGCUAGCGAUCAACUUGGAAUGACCACCCUAGUUCCCACUGAGUGCAUAGGCAUUGCUGGGAGUUAUAGUGCGACACAACCUGGAGAACCACUGGCUGCACACCUCUCAGCAGUAUUGUAUUUUGAUUGCAGGUCCAGAUGCCACAUACUUAAAAUGCAGUGGGACACACAUCUGACUAUAUAUUGCCUCCAAAAUUCUGUAGGAAAUGUUUUAUCAAUUCAGAUAUCAGCCGGACCAGGGUGUGUUCACCAGUCUCUGGUGCAAGACUGUCUCCCAGAUUACUCAUAGGCUAAUACCAGCUUUAUGGUGAUAAUUUAUUUAUUUAUGUACAAACAUGUUUCACAAUUUGUUUUAUUUUUUUGUUGUGCACUGAAACAAUUUGUUUUUUACUGUUUUCUUUUUUAUGUGGACUCUAAAGGAUGUUGUAAUGAAGUACAUUUUCUAACGUAAUAAAAUAUAUUUUAUUAACUUGAAA